Molecule: messenger RNA, 2652 nt
Organism: Botrytis byssoidea
Lineage: Eukaryota; Fungi; Ascomycota; Leotiomycetes; Helotiales; Sclerotiniaceae
Exons: 3
Coding region: 736-2286 (516 amino acids)
Source: RefSeq, a predicted model, not a curated record
AUUUAGUCUUCUCUUCUAUUCACGCUUCUUCUCCGCAUUCUUGACGUUUUCCGUAUUCCGUAUUCCGUAUCCCGUUGUCCGUUUUCCUUCCUCUUUCUUAUAUCUUAUAUGUUAAGGUUGAGGCGACCUCUCUACCUAUCUACCGGUACCUACGUACUCUGCAUUUCUUAUUUCUGUUACAGCACAAAGUAUAAUUUAUCGUUAUCCCCCACAUUAUCUCUCUCUCUCUCUCUCUCCCUCUCUCUCUCCUUCCUUAUCUCCCCUCCCACUCUUCCCUCAAUCCCGUCAUCAAAGUGUUUGUGACAAAGGAACAAGAGAAAUCCUUCCACAUCAUAAAUCAAAGCCGCAGAGUGAUCGAUGAUCGAUCCAACAACAUCCGAACUACAGAACCACAGAACCACAGAACCACAGAACUACAGAACUCCAUUCGUACAUCGUAACCUUCCAGUUUCAACGCACGGAGAUCCAUUCUGCCGACAAUUCAAUCCACGCUAAUCCAAUUUAAGUUUGACUAUCUUCCUCUCCAAAACAGCUCCAAGUUAAGAAGAGAGUUUCACUUCAACUUUUGUAGUAGUGGGAAUGCACCCUCGAUAAAACUACAAAGUAUUUGGUCCUCUUAAAUUACUGGAUAUGUGAAAUUCGAUUGAGAGAUUGCUAUUUGUUUACGAUUUUCCGUGGAUUUUUUUCUCUUGUUCUCUAUUCUCUCUUCCUUUCCUCAACUACAUCAUCGCAAUCAUGCUUCUACCGGAUAAGGGAGGGCAUAUGGCGAAAUGCCUUUCGAUCCUCCUAUUCUUUGUCGGUUUGGUUGCUGGUCAAACUUCCACCGCUUCCUUCUCGCCCUCGAAUGCUACUUUACCAUCGAACAUGACGAACCCGGAUUUUGAAUUGUCUUUGACGUCGGGAAACAGCGACCUCUUGAUAAGGAAUAUGUACAAUAUUGCCCCGCUCACUGCUGAGGCGGGAAUAGGACAAAGUGAGACUGCUGUGAAUCAAAUCACUAUCAACGGAACUAUUGUCUCCAGAGAUGCGUCAACCGCGAGUAAUCUCUCCGCCACAGAUAUAGCAUAUAUGAGUUGUGAUCCAAACGAAAGCUCCAACAUCGAUUCAACACAGGCUAUCAAUAUGGCAGGAAAUGCGCGGCCAAAGGCCAUAUUAUUGUAUAGCUUAUACUCUCAGGAGUGCAGCAUUACCGGCGAUUAUACUUAUCAAUCAGUUUAUACAAUGGUGUCUGCCUCCGAUUCAAUGGCUUUACUUGUUACGUUGAAUAAUUAUAACAGCUCACUGGUCGCAAGAUUCGUACCCAACCAAAGCUCGUCAGAUACAGGUUCGGCAUCGCAAACUAGUAACAAUGGAGGACCGCCACCAACUACAGCUGUUGCCAUGAGCAUCCUUUACAGUAUCACUGGAAUUAUCACCUUGCUAUUCUUGAUCAUUAUAGCCACAGGAGCCAUUCGCGCUCACAGGCACCCGGAAAGAUAUGGGCCACGGAACGCUCCAGGAAGACCAAGACAAAGUCGAGCAAAGGGUCUUGCGCGCGCUAUGUUGGAAACUCUGCCCAUUGUGAAAUUCGGGGAUCCAGAACCAGGGAAACCAGGGAGUAGUGAUAUUGAAUUGGAGAAUGGCAGUGUUCAUCAUGUUCCUGUAACUUCUACAACAGAUGCGACGGCCAGCGACGCAUCCAAAUUUCCGGUUGCCGCGGCAGCAACCUCCGAGAAGGGUCUGGGUGCACAUCCUGAGUCAGGGGACAACGAAGCAUCGGCGGCCACGAAGGAGACUGAGCUUUUACAAUGUUCGAUUUGCACAGAAGACUUCGCCACCGGUGAAGACGUUCGAGUGCUUCCAUGUCAUCACAAGUAUCAUCCUGCUUGCAUAGACCCUUGGCUCUUGAAUGUUUCAGGAACUUGUCCAUUAUGUCGUCAUGAUCUCCGACCUACAGCAACCCAUGCUCAAUCUGCAGACGAUGAUGAGCUUCCACCACCACUUGAUGCAGGUGAAGGAGAAGCAGCUAGUCAACACACAGCCGGUACUUCUGAAAACGUAGAGGCUAGCUCUCGUAGUCGCGUUUCUCGUCUUGUGCAUCUUCGUCAUGCUCCCCCCGAAGAGAGUAUUGCUACCCUUCGCGAAUUUGCACGUGAGCAAUCCCAACAAGAAGUGGCUGCACCAAAUCAAGACGGAGUCGAAGAACAAGGCAGAAGAGCUAGCCUUGCAGGUCGACUCCGAACCACUCUCCGAAUAAGAACACGGGCACAAGCUCCCACCGUGGCCGAAACGACAACAACGACAUGAUAUGAUCACUAAUUAAUAGUAUUUUUAACGAUUCGCUUAACGAACGACCUUUUAUAUUUAUAUUUUAUGACCUGAAAUAGUGGCUCUCAGAUCCGACGUUUUACUACAAUAUUGUGAAAGCAAAGUACAUCAUAUUGAAACUGGGUAGCGUGGACGGAUGAAUGAAUGAUGGAUGAAACGGUACGAACAAUUGGAAAGGAUGGAUCUGAAUAGAUGGAGUUUGGCGUUAAUGAUUCACUUACCCUUGAUUUUCACAAGUACAAUCGAGCAUGGAUUGGGUCUGGUCUACUUUGGGCGGUGUUUUGUCAAGUACCUGGGAUUUCGGAUGGUUGGAGGAUAUGGAGCGGCGCAGUGGAUGGUAAAAUC